Hirsutella rhossiliensis is the source of this 1182-nucleotide messenger RNA. RefSeq names its product calcineurin-like phosphoesterase domain-containing protein. Gene Ontology annotation, molecular function: protein serine/threonine phosphatase activity. Gene Ontology annotation, biological process: peptidyl-serine dephosphorylation; G1/S transition of mitotic cell cycle. NCBI's taxonomy places the organism in Eukaryota, Fungi, Ascomycota, Sordariomycetes, Hypocreales, Ophiocordycipitaceae. The record is from RefSeq and is a predicted model, not a curated record. Gene Ontology annotation, cellular component: cytoplasm. Bases 1 to 1182 code for a protein of 393 amino acids. The transcript is spliced from 4 exons.
AUGGCGUCAACCAUCCCUCGGCCGGGCCCUGCCAACCUGCGCCCAAAUGCCAGCCUGGAUGAGUGGUUGGACGAGGCAAAACAGUGCCACUAUCUCCCCGAGCGGACCAUGAAGGAGCUGUGCGAAAAGGUCAAGGAGAUUCUAAUGGAGGAGUCCAACAUCCAACCCGUCUGCACCCCCGUCACCGUCUGCGGCGACAUCCACGGCCAGUUCUACGACCUACUGGAGCUCUUCCGCGUCUCGGGCGGCAUGCCGGGCGAAAACAACGUCCAGCCUCCAAAGACGGCGACCACUGUCAUCACAUCCGAGGACAUCGAGCCACCGAGUGAGAUUACGAACCCCAAACUCCGAAAGAAGCUUCGGUCGUCUUCCGCCGACGGUGCGAGAUCGAACAGUGCUGAUGGCCAAGAAGUCGCCUCCCCGACGACCGCGGCCCCCUCCGGCUCUAAUGUCACGUCUUCCCAAAGUGCCGAGACCAGGUUCAUCUUCCUCGGGGACUUUGUUGACAGGGGAUACUUUAGCCUGGAGACCUUUACCUUGCUCAUGUGUCUCAAAGCCAAAUACCCCGAUCGAAUUGUCCUCGUCCGGGGAAAUCACGAAUCGCGCCAGAUCACUCAAGUCUACGGGUUCUACGAAGAGUGCCAACAAAAAUACGGAAACGCCUCGGUGUGGAAGGCCUGCUGCCAAGUCUUUGACUUUCUCGUCCUUGCCGCCAUCGUCGACGGCGAGGUCCUCUGUGUUCACGGCGGCCUGAGCCCGGAGAUACGGACAAUCGAUCAGAUCCGAGUGGUGGCCCGCGCCCAGGAAAUCCCACACGAAGGAGCCUUCUGCGACCUGGUCUGGUCCGACCCCGAAGACGUCGAGACGUGGGCUAUCAGCCCCCGCGGCGCCGGAUGGUUGUUUGGCGACAAGGUGGCGACCGAGUUCAAUCACGUCAACGGCCUGAAGCUGAUUGCACGAGCUCAUCAGUUGGUGAAUGAGGGAUACAAGUAUCAUUUCGCGGAGCACUCGGUUGUGACGGUGUGGUCGGCGCCCAACUACUGCUAUCGUUGCGGUAACGUCGCUUCCAUCAUGUCGGUUGACAAGGACCUGAACCCCCGAUUUAGCAUUUUCUCGGCGGUCCCGGAUGACCAGAGACACGUUCCGGCGAGCAGGAGAGGACCUGGUGAUUACUUUUUGUAA